Molecule: messenger RNA, 690 nt
Organism: Heterobasidion irregulare TC 32-1
Lineage: Eukaryota; Fungi; Basidiomycota; Agaricomycetes; Russulales; Bondarzewiaceae
Exons: 6
Coding region: 1-690 (229 amino acids)
Biological process (GO): protein modification process
Cellular component (GO): cytoplasm
Molecular function (GO): protein-L-isoaspartate (D-aspartate) O-methyltransferase activity
Source: RefSeq, a predicted model, not a curated record
AUGGCCUGGCGUUCUAGUGGAAGGACAAACACCGAACUGAUCACAAAUAUGUCUGGAGCAAUCCUCAAGUCAGACAUCGUAGCAGCCGCAAUGAAGAAGGUCGAUCGCGCAAACUACGUGAUUGACAAGUCUGAUGCAUACUUUGAUUCGCCUCAGCCCAUUGGACACGGCGCGACCAUAUCUGCGCCCCACAUGCACGGCCAUGCCGCUGAAAUCCUUCUCCCUUACCUCCGCCCAGGCGCUCAUGUCCUCGAUGUGGGCUCGGGCUCGGGCUACCUCAGUGCCGUCUUUCAUCAUCUCGUCAACUCCGAGUCCAAAAAAGGCAAAGUUAUCGGCAUCGACCACAUACCUGAGCUUGUGGACUGGAGCAAAAAAAACUUGCGCGCAGACGGGCUUCAGGGAGCGUUAGACGAUGGACAGAUCGUCUUAGUCGCGGGCGACGGACGACUCGGAUUUCUCGAGGGAGGUCCGUACGACGCGAUUCAUGUUGGCGCCGCUGCGCCUACUCUCCCGCAGCCUCUUGUCGACCAGCUCGCCCGUCCAGGUAGAAUGUUCAUUCCUGUCGGAACUCAUAGUCAAGCCGUUCGACAAAUCGACAAGGACGAGAAUGGGCACGUAACCGACAAGGAACUCUUUGGUGUCCUUUAUGUCCCAUUGACUGAUGCCACGAAACAGAGAAGCGAUCUUUGA